Molecule: messenger RNA, 1778 nt
Organism: Homo sapiens (human)
Lineage: Eukaryota; Metazoa; Chordata; Mammalia; Primates; Hominidae
Gene: SLC25A20
Product: solute carrier family 25 member 20
Exons: 9
Coding region: 89-994 (301 amino acids)
Biological process (GO): carnitine shuttle; O-acyl-L-carnitine transmembrane transport
Cellular component (GO): mitochondrial inner membrane; mitochondrial membrane
Source: RefSeq, marked reviewed
GAAAGGUCGGCGGCGCCGGCACUGCAGCUGGGGCUGAGAAGCCAGGACGGCCCGAGAACUGACAGACGGAGUGACAGACGGACUGACCAUGGCCGACCAGCCAAAACCCAUCAGCCCGCUCAAGAACCUGCUGGCCGGCGGCUUUGGCGGCGUGUGCCUGGUGUUCGUCGGUCACCCUCUGGACACGGUCAAGGUCCGACUGCAGACACAGCCACCGAGUUUGCCUGGACAACCUCCCAUGUACUCUGGGACCUUUGACUGUUUCCGGAAGACUCUUUUUAGAGAGGGCAUCACGGGGCUAUAUCGGGGAAUGGCUGCCCCUAUCAUCGGGGUCACUCCCAUGUUUGCCGUGUGCUUCUUUGGGUUUGGUUUGGGGAAGAAACUACAACAGAAACACCCAGAAGAUGUGCUCAGCUAUCCCCAGCUUUUUGCAGCUGGGAUGUUAUCUGGCGUAUUCACCACAGGAAUCAUGACUCCUGGAGAACGGAUCAAGUGCUUAUUACAGAUUCAGGCUUCUUCAGGAGAAAGCAAGUACACUGGUACCUUGGACUGUGCAAAGAAGCUGUACCAGGAGUUUGGGAUCCGAGGCAUCUACAAAGGGACUGUGCUUACCCUUAUGCGAGAUGUCCCAGCUAGUGGAAUGUAUUUCAUGACAUAUGAAUGGCUGAAAAAUAUCUUCACUCCGGAGGGAAAGAGGGUCAGUGAGCUCAGUGCCCCUCGGAUCUUGGUGGCUGGGGGCAUUGCAGGGAUCUUCAACUGGGCUGUGGCAAUCCCCCCAGAUGUGCUCAAGUCUCGAUUCCAGACUGCACCUCCUGGGAAAUAUCCUAAUGGUUUCAGAGAUGUGCUGAGGGAGCUGAUCCGGGAUGAAGGAGUCACAUCCUUGUACAAAGGGUUCAAUGCAGUGAUGAUCCGAGCCUUCCCAGCCAAUGCGGCCUGUUUCCUUGGCUUUGAAGUUGCCAUGAAGUUCCUUAAUUGGGCCACCCCCAACUUGUGAGGCUGAAGGCUGCUCAAGUUCACUUCUGGAUGCUGGAAGCUGUCGUUGAGGAGAAGGAGUAGUAAGCAGAACUAAGCAGUCUUGGAGGGCAAGGGGAGGGGAAUGGUGAGAUCCGAGCCCUGUGCAUGGACUUGGUGAGACUGUUGCCUUAAUGACAUCCUGCACCGUGUAUAACUUAGUGUGUCAUUUUGAAACUUGAAUUCAUUCUUAUCAAUUUAAGGGAUCUUAAAAGGAUUUGGAAAUGGAACAAGUAGCUUCCAGACCAGAUACUACCUGUGGCAAGAAUGCUGCCUACCAGUUAACUGCUGGUCCUACCACAGUCAAAGUAUUCCUCAUUAAAGAGAGAAUCUCAGGUUCUCACUGGAGGCACUGUGCAUAUUUUCAACCAGAUCACCAGGAGCUGAGAUCUUCUUCAGUCCCUAGCCAGGAAUACCCAUUUGAUUUCCAGGGUGCCAUCUAAUCCUGGGCUGUACAUGUGGAUAUGGACUUGAGGCCCACCUCUGUGUCCAAGUGGAUUGAGCAUAUAUGCCUAGGAGGAGAUAGACUGUUAAUCGUUGGAUUUUGAUUUUUUUUUUUUAUGCCUGCAAAUAAUCAAAAGUAAAACUGGAGUAGCCUAAUUUUCUGGGAGCAGGUGGAGAACUUUCCCUCCUACACAGUGAGGACAGUCCCAGUCUGCUGGGAUAAGUGAGAAAGCCCAGGGUGUAGGAAGGCCCUUUUUACAUACUCUUUUCUCAUGAGAGCUCACUAUUUUAACAAUAAACAAUAAACGUUGUUUCUAAUUUUU